This is a messenger RNA of Paramormyrops kingsleyae, 4963 nucleotides long. Lineage: Eukaryota; Metazoa; Chordata; Actinopteri; Osteoglossiformes; Mormyridae. The record is from RefSeq and is a predicted model, not a curated record.
UUCCGCCUCUUUCAGGGCAAACUGGUGAAGUACUUUAGCCGUCAGCUGUCUUUCAAGCGACAGGUGGCGCUGCGGGACCGCAGUGCUGAGCUGGACGGCUUCCCUCACCUGGCCCACUGGUGCCGCAUUGUUGACAUGAGGAAGGAGGUGAUCGAGGAGAUCGGCCCGUGCCAGCUUACCCUGGAGGCGCUGCUGGACAUGAGCGACGAGCAGGUGUGUGAGACUGUGCAGAAGCUGGGCGCCAGCCCCGAGGAGUGCGCUCGCCUCAACGCCUCGCUGUCCUGCCUGCGCAGCGUCCACCAAUCAGAACAACUGGAGGACGACAAGCUGCACGAUAAUGGAGAAAGUGGCCCGGCCAAGCAAGACUGGGCGAUCCAGUGGCCCGCGUCCGAGUCGGGGAAGGAGAACGCGCCCGCCUGCCCGCAGGAGCCCAGCCAGUGGAUGCGUUUCCAGCUCUCCCAGAGCCCCAAGGUCCAGUCCAAAUACAGCCAGCCGUUCAGCCCCAGCCCGCAGACCCUGGCGCCCUCCUACAGCCACGUGGAUCGGCUGACGGUGGAGGCGCAUGCGGCGCUCUUCCCCGUGCUGGACACCGGCCAUCGCUCUCUGCCUCCCUCGCCGCGCCAGCGACACUUCCCCCACACGCCCCCGAGGACGCCCCUGGUGGUGCACACCAUGACGCCCCCCGGUACGCCGCCUGCCAGGAGGAGAAACAAGGGCAAGGCCCCCGGCACGCCCCCGCCCUCCACCCGCAAGCUCAUCCACCUCCUGCCCGGCUUCACCGCGCUGCACCGCAGCAAGUCGCACGAGUUCCAGCUGGGCAACCGCAUGGAAGACGUCCAGACGCCCAAAGCAAAGAAGAAGAACAAGCCCUUGAACCUGAAGAUUCAGAGCACGGUGGGGAGCUGCGAGAACAUCCCCUCGCAGCGCUCGCCCCUCCACACCGAGCGCACGCUUCGCUCCUUCUUCUUCCCCUCGUUCCUCCCGUCUACGCCCCCCGUUCACAGUGACACCACUUUCUCUGCAAACUUCAACAAAGGUGAACCCUACAGCCCAAUGGCACACCUGAAUCCCGAAGCUCACAGCGUGAGAUUUUCAACCAAGUACUGGAUGUCUCAAACAUGCGUAGUGUGUGGAAAAGGAAUGUUGUUUGGACUUAAGUGUAAAAACUGCAAGUUGAAGUGCCACAACAAGUGCACCAAAGAAGCUCCGCCUUGUCACUUACUGAUCAUCCACCGUGGAGAUCACCAAGGAACGACCCAAGCUCGCUUGGUCAGGACUGAGUCUGUACCGUGCGAUAUCAACAACCCUCUCAGGUACACAGAUUUGCACAUCAGUCAGACGCUCCCCAAGACCAAUAAGAUCAACAAGGAUCACAUUCCCGUUCCUUACCAGCCAGACUCCAGCAGUAACCCCUCAUCUACGACUUCCUCCACGCCCUCGUCCCCAGCACCACCUCUUCCUCCCAGUGCCACGCCCCCCUCACCCUUACACCCGUCCCCCCAGUGCACAAGGCAACAGAAACAAUUUAACUUGACAGCCUCUCAUUACUUCAAAUAUAAGCAGCAGUUCAUCUUUCCAGACGUCACACCCGAGGUGCCAAACCGAGCUCCACAAGUCGUCCUGCAUCCUGUUCUCUCUGAACCAGGUAAUGAAGGAAACCCCCUCCUGAAAAUUGAAGUGGAACUUACUUCCGAGAACGAGGAGGGGAACGACGAGGCGGAGGUGUCGGAGGACGAGUUCGAGGAGAUGAACCUCUCACUCCUGUCGGCGCGAAACUUCCCACGCAAGGCCAGCCAGACCAGCAUCUUCCUGCAGGAGUGGGAUAUCCCGUUCGAGCAGCUGGAGGUCGGCGAGCUCAUCGGAAAGGGCCGCUUCGGCCAGGUGUUUCACGGCCGCUGGCACGGCGAGGUGGCCAUCCGGCUCAUCGACAUCGAGCGCGACAACGAGGACCAGCUGAAGGCCUUCAAGCGGGAGGUGAUGGCGUACCGCAACACGCGGCACGAGAAUGUGGUGCUGUUCAUGGGUGCCUGCAUGAGCCCCCCGCACCUGGCCAUCAUCACCAGCUUAUGUAAAGGAAGGACACUUUACUCCGUAGUAAGGGAUGCAAAGGUGGUCCUUGAUGUCAAUAAAACCCGACAGAUUGCGCAGGAAAUGGUGAAGGGGAUGGGAUACCUCCAUGCCAAAGGGAUUCUACACAAGGACAUGAAGUCUAAGAAUGUUUUCUACGACAACGGCAAAGUUGUCAUAACCGACUUCGGCCUCUUCACCAUUUCGGGAGUGCUCCAAGCCGGCAGCAGGCGGGAGGACAAACUGCGGAUUCCCAGCGGGUGGCUGUGUCACCUGGCCCCCGAAAUUAUCCGCCAGCUCUCACCUGAUACAGAGGAGGACAAGCUCCCUUUCUCCAAGCAGUCUGACGUGUUUGCCUUCGGCACGAUCUGGUAUGAACUGCACGCACGUGAGUGGCCUUUCAAGAACCAGCCAGCAGAGGCGAUCAUAUGGCAAGUGGGCAGUGGGAUGAAGCCCAAUCUUAGCCAGAUUGGCAUGGGCAAGGAGAUCUCGGAUAUUCUGCUUUUUUGCUGGGCUUUCAAGCAAGAGGAGAGACCGAGCUUCUCUAAACUGGUGGAUCUGCUGGAAAAAUUGCCAAAACGGAACCGUCGUCUUUCCCAUCCGGGGCACUUCUGGAAGUCAGCUGAGUAUGUCAAAUGAGUUAAGAACAAAUCAAAACAGAACCAGACAAAAAACCCAUCCUCCCCCCUUUUGAGUGCACUGAGAAAUGCCAGCCAUAGCUCAAACUGUAUUGACUGUGACCCCCCCCACCCCCACAGAUUGUCUGUGCACUUGGUGUGUAACUUAUUAAUAGUUCCAAAAGACUUCUUGACAUUGUCAGAACUCAUUUAUUUUUUGUUGUUUGGGGCAUUGAUUUAAUUCCAUUAUUUAACUGACCAGUUUCCUUCUCACGUUGUCUUCUUGGUUUAUCUAUUGUUUGCAUAUUUAUUUAUUUAUUUGUUUAUUCUUUAAUGUUAUAACAAUGAUGACUUUUUGUGUCAUGAAUCACGUCAUAAUGUAUUUUACUGCAUUUUUAUGAACAAAAUGCACAGCUGAGUGUGUUUUCCCCCUUUUUGUUUUGAUUUUGUACGAAAAUGUAGUUUUUAGCGUGAAAGUCAUUGUUUUACAACAAUGUACAAUGUACUUCUGUCUCAAGUUGCCAUUUCUCCUGUUUUCCUGUGUCUCUCUUUUGCCACGCCGUUGCCAUUCACCCAUCUGUGGAUGUUUGUUCGUCUUGUGUGUGUUAAAAUCAAACCGCAUUACCCCUGCAAGGAGAUGCCCAGAGACUCAACCCUCCAUUCUCUGUCUGAAGAAAUCUACCCUGCCAUAUAUAGGAGUAGGUGGUAAUUUUCUGGGUAAUUGUAGUUUUCAUGUUACUUGAACACUGGGUUGUUGUCUCACUGACAACUCAGAAAUAAACAAAGGCAGAUAAUCUACCUACUGUGGAGCACAGCAGUCGGCAGAAGUCAAUCACCAUGAUUUGACACUUGAGAUCUAUCGCAUUAACCAUGAAAAAACCACUAAAUCACUUUCGCACGAUGCCGAUAUCGACGCCGGUGGGAGAGAGAAGCGGGUGUUUGGCACGUUUGUUUGCCUGGGCGGAUUUAAUUACAUAUUUGCUGUUUGUUCAAUUUUUUUUUCAGUUCUUAUCACAUGUUCACUUGUUUACAAAACAUAGAGGGCAAUCACAUAUCUACAAUCGUGCUGAAAACUAAUGCCGAUUCUGUAUGAUGCACGUCCAAAUUGGAUGCAUCUAGAUCCAGAUUCCAGGACAUCACCUCUCUCUGACUGUUGCAUGCUCUGAACGUACGUACAUAUAAAUAAAUAUAUAUAUACAUAUAUAAAUAUAUAAAUAUUAAUAAAUAUUGAAUAAAAGACUAUAUCUGUCCAUUUUUGUAUUAAAUGUAAGUCUGGGAACACUCUCAACGUCUGAGUUUGACUGAAUGAGUCAUGUCAUAGCUGUCAGACUCGUGAGGAGUGUAAAAUCUGUCAGGACUUUCCUUAAGCCUGAGCCACGUGAAAUACAGGUAGACAAUCCAUGAUGUACAGAACCAUUUCUACUUCUGACGUGUAUGCUGGCAUUGAGUAUGGACACAGAUGUUUUUCCACCUCUUCAGAGCACAUUGAUCUGUUUUGGAACUAAUAGAAUUCACACGUCGUAAGUGGAUCAUGUAUAUUUUUUAAGCGUAUCCGGAGAUCGGAACCUUACAUGCACGCGGCAACUUAAUCGAUUUACGUGGGGGGGAGAGACCCUUCAUUUCUUACAUAGUGACUUAUUUUGAGAAUAAACGAAUAUGAGAUUGUGCUGGCCGUGCUGGAGUAUUUUCUGACGGAGUUAAAACUGCCAGCGAGAAAUUGGGUCAUUCUGUCACUGCGAGCUUUGUUAAAAAAAAACAAAUGAAUAAAAUAUAUAAACAAAAAAUAGAUGUCUAAAAGAAUGAUCACAGUGCUAUGUUUGUAUGAUGCUUGAAGCAUCACAAACUGUCUUGGCGCUGGCUUGGGGGACACCAUUCCGCUGAAACCCAGCCAGGGUGAGCCCAGCACCUAUGUCAGUGUCAUGCAUAUUUAAUCAGCAGAAAGAAGCUUUCCAGCCUCCCAUAUUUCCAUGUGCGUUGGUGUCUAUGGUUUCCCUCCCCGUUUCCGAAUGUUUACGUUGUGAUUUUCCUGUGUUUGGUUCACUUUCUUCCUCCUUUUUUAACUGAAACUGUUUUCUGAUAUUUCAUCUUCAUUGUGUGCUGAUUGUUUUUUUUUCCCUUCGUUAUCCAGUCCUGUACUGUAAUGUGUAGCUCAAAAGCAUGUCUUUUUACUGCUGACCUUUGGUUCAUGGCUUUAUGUCUGGUGGAUUUAUUAUAAAAGCUCUCUGUUUGCACUCAUUCUUUACAAGUGUAUGACAAUAAAAAAAUGCUUUCAUUUUGGA